AUGAGCGGUGAGAACCGGCCCCGCAACGCGGGGCCCCAGCGCGGCCGAGCGACCCAAGGCAAGUCCGCUUCCGCCCCCAGCCCACAUGGCCGCGGCCGCCCGCGCCCCUACCCAGCGUGCGCCCCGCGCGGCCGGGGUCCGGUGGGGCCCCAGAUCCCCCGGAGGAGAGAGGGGGCGGCGGCGCUUCAGACUGUGGGGAGGAGGAAGCGCGACCGGCGCGGCCGCGGGGGGAAGAGGAGGAGAGCGGUUGUGCGAUCAGAUCGAUCUAAGAUGGCGACUGUGGAACCGGAAACCACCCCUACUCCUAAUCCCCCACCUACAGAAGAAGAGAAAACAGAAUCUAAUCAGGAGGUUGCUAACCCAGAACACUAUAUUAAACAUCCUUUACAGAACAGAUGGGCACUCUGGUUUUUUAAAAAUGAUAAAAGCAAAACUUGGCAAGCAAACCUUCGGCUGAUCUCUAAGUUUGAUACUGUUGAAGACUUUUGGGCUCUGUACAACCAUAUCCAGUUGUCUAGUAAUUUAAUGCCUGGCUGUGACUACUCACUUUUUAAGGAUGGUAUUGAGCCUAUGUGGGAAGAUGAGAAAAACAAACGAGGAGGACGAUGGCUAAUUACAUUGAACAAACAGCAGAGACGAAGUGACCUCGAUCGCUUUUGGCUAGAGACACUGCUGUGCCUUAUUGGAGAAUCUUUUGAUGACUACAGUGAUGAUGUAUGUGGAGCUGUGGUUAAUGUUAGAGCUAAAGGUGAUAAAAUAGCAAUAUGGACUACUGAAUGUGAAAACAGAGAAGCUGUUACACAUAUAGGGAGGGUAUACAAGGAAAGGUUAGGACUUCCUCCAAAGAUAGUGAUUGGUUAUCAGUCCCAUGCAGACACAGCUACUAAGAGCGGCUCCACCACUAAAAAUAGGUUUGUUGUUUAAGAAGACACCUUCUGAGUGUUCUCAUAGGAGACUGCGUCAAGCAAUCGAGAUUUGGGAGCUGAACCAAAGCCUCUUCAAAAGCAGAGUGGACUGCAUUUAAAUUUGAUUUCCAUCUAAAUGUUGCUAAGAUAUAAGAGAAGUCUCAUUCGCCUUUGUCUUGUACUUCUGUGUUCAUAUUUUUUUUUAAUUUUGGCUAGAGUGUCCACUAUCCCAAUCAAAGAAUUACAGUACACAUCGUCCCCAGAAUCCAUAAAUGUGUUCCUGGCCCACUCUGUAAUAGCUUAAAAGAAUUAACGAUUACAAACACACUUGACCCAUCUACAAUAUUAAAGAAAAGAAUUUGCAUUUCUAUACCUUACAAGAGAACGAUCCUGUUUAUGUUCCAUUGUAUGCAGGAGCAUAUUUUGCUGGUUUGAAAGAGUAUGAUGCAUACAGUUUUCUAACAAUUUUCUUUGUUUCUUUUUACAGCAUUGUCUGUGCUGUACUCUUGCUGAUGGCUGCUAGAUUUUAAUUUAUUUGUUUCCCUACUUGAUAACAUUAGUGAUUCUGAUUUCAGUUUUUCAUUUGUUUUGCUUUUGUUUUUUUCCUCAUGUAACAUUGGUGAAGGAUCCAGGAAUAUGACACAAAGGUGGAAUAAACAUUAAUUUUGUGCAUUCUUUGGUAAUUUUUUUGUUUUUUUGGUAACUACAAAGCUUUGCUACAGAUUUAUGCAUUUCAUUCAAAUCAGUGAUCUAUGUUUGUGUGAUUUCCUAAACAUAAUUGUGGAUUAUAAAAAAUGUAACAUCAUAAUUACAUUCCUAAUUAGAAUUAGUAUGUCUGUUUUUGUAUCUUUAUGCUGUAUUUUAACACUUUGUUAUACUUAGGUUAUUUUGCUUUGGUUAAAAAAUGGCUCAAGUAGAAAAGCGGUCCCAUUCAUAUUAAGACAGUGUACAAAACUGUAAAUAAAAUGUGUACAGUGAAUUGUCUUUUAGACAACUAGAUUUGUCCUUCCUUUUAUUUCUCCAUCUCUAUAGAAGGAAUUUGUACUUCUUAUUGCAAGGCAGUCUCUAUGGUGUCUUCUCUUGUAGUGUCUUCCACGUGAAUAGCGUAAGUUUGGAGCAUUAGUUUGAUUAUUAUGUUUAUUUUAAUUUUUAAUAAAUUGAAUAGGUAGCAUCAUAUAUAUAUGGAAUUAAAUUGAUGUGGCUAUCUUUUUUUUUUUUUUUUAAAUAAAGUAAGAGGCACAGUCCUUCAGUCUUAGGUAAAUAAUGUACUCUUAAUAUGUUAAAACUCAUGAGAAUUGCGACCUUGGUGCAUCACCAUUUGAUUGAUAGGAAUAGCAGUUGUAAAACUUGAUUGCUGAAUUGAGACGUUAUUUUUCAAGUGUCCAAAUGGCACCAUAGGGAAAGAGUUACAGGUGGUGGGGAGCGUAUGCAUUAAGAAUUUUGUUAGUGUUGCUGUCUAAAUAGAAUUAUAAUAAACAGGUUAUGAACGCUUGUAUUUAUAAUGAUGAAUUGGUGUAGUAUAGAUUUAUGUAAACUUGAAAACUUGAUCUACUCUUUAUAGGCAUCAUUUGAAAGCAAAUUUGAAAACAGUUUGUUUAUAAUAAUUGUAUAUUUCAGAUCCCGUAAAAUGAAAUAUGUGGCUAUAUUGUAGACAAAAGGGUAAGUUGAACUGUAGGUAGAAUGAGAACCAUUAAUUGAGAGGAAACUUUGUCUUUAGAUGGUGAUUAUGAAUUAAUCA
Messenger RNA from Eubalaena glacialis (North Atlantic right whale), 2643 nucleotides. It is a transcript of the gene EIF4E, whose product is annotated as eukaryotic translation initiation factor 4E. NCBI's taxonomy places the organism in Eukaryota, Metazoa, Chordata, Mammalia, Artiodactyla, Balaenidae. Gene Ontology annotation, cellular component: cytoplasm; eukaryotic translation initiation factor 4F complex. Bases 1 to 924 code for a protein of 307 amino acids. Gene Ontology annotation, molecular function: RNA 7-methylguanosine cap binding; translation initiation factor activity. The transcript has 8 exons. The record is from RefSeq and is a predicted model, not a curated record. Gene Ontology annotation, biological process: translational initiation.